AUGUUUGUCACUAUUCUGUUUGGAGACAACAGGAUGGAAAUGUUGAAUCUCAACUGUAAGCUGAUAAACUUCAUCCAUCAUUUAAAGGAGAGGUGCGGUCUGGACUUUAAAGAGUGUGUGGACCUGAUGGACAGCAGUGGUUCACUGAUGAACUUAGAGGCAAAGCAGCACAGUGUGGCUCCGGCCAGCAGCGUGCUGGUAGAGAGACAAUGCUACAUCCCCCUACAAGUCCUCCGAGAUGAUGAUACUGAGGGUCAGAAAUACGUGUCUCUCCUGAACAACUACAGCCAGAAUCAUCCGGAGUUAACAGAGCUGUUGAGGAAACUGUCAAACCCCAACAACAAGGACCAAGACCGAAAGAUGAGAGGAGGACGGACACAGAGGAGCAACCAAACCAGGAGCAAAAACAUCUCUGCAAAGAACAAGAGCCACCACAUUAAAUAGUUUCUGUGAUGACUGAUUCCUAAGUCUGAUUUCUUCAGACACUUUUCUAUAGAAAACCUGAAAAAUGCAUUCACACAUGAAGAGACGUUUCCUGUGUUCAUGC
Messenger RNA from Toxotes jaculatrix (banded archerfish), 547 nucleotides. RefSeq lists its product as uncharacterized. The coding region runs from base 1 to 444 and encodes 147 amino acids. NCBI's taxonomy places the organism in Eukaryota, Metazoa, Chordata, Actinopteri, Toxotidae. The transcript is spliced from 5 exons. The record is from RefSeq and is a predicted model, not a curated record.